Messenger RNA from Cydia amplana, 1222 nucleotides. Its product is annotated as histidine-rich glycoprotein-like. The coding region runs from base 300 to 1124 and encodes 274 amino acids. The record is from RefSeq and is a predicted model, not a curated record. The transcript is spliced from 2 exons. Lineage: Eukaryota; Metazoa; Arthropoda; Insecta; Lepidoptera; Tortricidae.
UAUCGUCAAUGUUUUACUCCAGCUGAACCCUAAAUUAAAAUAAGAGUAGUUAGUGAAUCAUAGUGUGGCCCGGUAUAUUUCUGUAACAGCGAAACCAAUUCAGUCCGCGCGGAGCCCGAGCGAUGUCGUCACCGCGCGGAGUCACUCGUCCAGAAACCAAAAGCAAUAUGAUUGCUAAAGAUCAACCUGUAAUCGACAACAGAUGAAAGUGCUCUUAUCUAUAAAUUCAAAGUACGGAAACUUUUGUGACACUCUGCCUCAGUAGUUGUACUCCUAAACACCCACGUGCAACGCCGAGGAUGAAAGUCACAGUAAUAGCAGGGCUAUUAGCCUUGGCCAUCGUUUCAUCCCGGGCGAGGAACGUAAGCGAUUUGAAAGGCGACCAAAAUGUGAGCGCAGAGGUGGGUGCCGUACUGGGAGACGAUUUAGCGGGCGCCGGGACCGAAGCGCGCGACCAGACGGUCGCGGGCACCGAGCACAAACAUAAGCCCAAGGACAGCCACCACGAGGCGGGCGGCGGCCACGAACACAAAGAGCAUCACCACAAGGAGGACGGGGAGAAGGGCGACAAGGGAUACAAAUCCCACCACCAUCACGACAAGGCCGAGCACGGACACCACGAUAAGCAUCACCACGAGGGCCACCACGGCGAGCACGGCGGACACAAGAAGAAGCACCACGACGAGCACGACCACCACGGCGAGCACCACGAGGCGGCGCACGGGCACAAGGGCGGCAAGUUCGGGCACAAGAAGGGCCACAAGAAGGGCUCCAAGACCACCGGCUUCCACCACAAGUCCCACAAGGACGAAUACCACAAGGAGCACAAGUUCUACGACGACUUCCACAAGGGCGGCCACCACCACAAGCACGGAGACUUCCACGGCCACCACGACAAGAAGGGGGGCCACCACAAGAAGGGCGGCCACCACGAGAAGGGCCACCACGAGAAGCACCACGGCAAGAAGGGCCACCACGACAAGGGCCACUACGACGAGGACCACAAGGGCCACAAGGGCCACCACGGCCACGAGGAGCACCACGCGCACCACCACGACCACGGCAAGAAGGGCGGCCACGCCGGCGGCAAGGAACAUGGAUACAGCCACCACAAAAAGGGCUAAUUACCAAAUGUACUUACACAUUUUUUUUAUUUGUUUUGAAGUCAUUUUGCAUAAUACUAAGUCAGUAAAUAUGUAAUGUAGAUUUAACGGUUAGACUU